AUGUCGGAGUUACCCGAAGACCUUCGUGGCUCAGUUCAUAUAGCUGUUAUUGGCGGGACCGGUCUUCAGGAAAUCGAUGGUUAUGUUCCACUCACGAGCGUUAAUCCCCUUACUCCAUGGGGUUAUCCAUCUGCACCAAUUCGUAUUUUGAAGCAUGGAGAUACCAAGGUGGCCUUUCUUGCUCGCCACGGAAUGUUUCAUCAAUUCGCUCCGCACGAAAUACCAUCCAGGGCAAACAUUGCAGCUCUCAGAGGCAUUGGAGUGCGAACUGUCAUCGCGUUUAGUGCAGUUGGUAGCCUUCAAGAGAAAGUUCGUCCAAGAGAUUUCGUAGUCCCGAAUCAGGUCAUCGAUCGAACCAAAGGUAUUCGGCCCUUUACUUUCUUCGAGAAAGGGGUAGUGGGACAUGUAGGAUUUGCCGACCCGUUCGAUGAAAAGAUUGCAAAGAUCGUAAUUGAUUGUUCUUCGGUGCUUGCAGGUGAUGGGGUACAGAUGCAUGACAAGGGAACAAUAAUUUGCAUGGAGGGACCUCAGUUUUCGACACGUGCCGAAUCAAAUAUGUACCGCUCCUGGGGAGGCACAGUUAUUAAUAUGUCUGCACUGCCCGAGGCGAAGUUAGCUCGCGAGGCGGAAAUGGCAUAUCAGAUGGUUUGCAUGGCCACAGACUAUGAUUGCUGGCAUUCAAGCGACGAUGUUGACGUGGCAAUGGUCAUGCAACAUAUGGCCGCAAAUAGCGGAAAUGCCAAGCGCCUAGUCUCAGCCGUGCUGGACGAAUUGAGUAAAGAGGAGCACGCGAAUCUGGUCAAGGGCAGUCAUUGGGUAGGGAGCACGUCGGGAAUUAUUUCGCUCAUGACAAAGCCUGAGGGCAGAAGUCAGGAGAGUAUACGCAAUGUUGAAUAUUUGUUUCCAGGCACUUGGCGCAGCAGGGAGGAUUAG
This is a messenger RNA of Blumeria graminis f. sp. triticale, 933 nucleotides long. Lineage: Eukaryota; Fungi; Ascomycota; Leotiomycetes; Helotiales; Erysiphaceae. The record is from the annotation of a GenBank genome assembly.